This is a messenger RNA of Danio rerio (zebrafish), 1189 nucleotides long. Lineage: Eukaryota; Metazoa; Chordata; Actinopteri; Cypriniformes; Danionidae. The record is from RefSeq and is a predicted model, not a curated record.
UUGUCAGUGUACACUAGUUUCUUAGUGUGCUCUAGCACACACUAGUUCGUCUGUACUUCUUUAAUUUGUCAGGGUUUAGUAUACAGUCUGUAAGUAUACUUCUAGUAUUUCAGUGUACUCCUUUAGGCUGUCAGUGUGCUCUAGUACACACUCUACGUUGCCAGUGUACACUAGUUUCUCAGUGUGCUCUAGUACACUGAAUAGUUCCUCCGUGUUCUCUAGUACACACUGGUCUCCAACAGCAGCAGCAGCGGCGGCUCGUCAUGUGAAUGUUGUUGCGGCUCUUCUUCUUCAGUCAUGGGCUUCUGCUACUGGACCCUUCAGCUCGGAGGAUCAUACGAGCCUCCGGUUAUUAAUGAUGAUUUACAGUCGCAGAUGGAGAAGUGUCCGAGGAAUGAAGGAUUUGUUUUUGCCAACUUUCGCCGUUUGUGAUUCGCGCUUGAUUUUCAGCAGCGCUUGGACUCAACUUCUCAUGCUAACUGAAGCUAACUCAAAUCAAUGCCAGAUUUGUCCUGCUCCCCAAGCGCUUCGUGAUGAAAUUCACGUUUUAUUUCAUUCCAUUUUUAUAUUUAACACCGUUUUAACGUCGCACUUGGAUUUAUGAAGUUUUUAUUCCCGGAAACCAUAGAGUUUAAUAUGAAUUCCUCAGUGGAUUUAUCGCUGAAGAGAGCGCUGAAAACUCCUCCGACACGACGGACUGCUGAGGACCUGAACAUCAUCUACACUCAUCUGUACCACAUGGACGUGUUGUCGCACCUCAGAGAACAUCAGCUCCGGUCCAUGUGCAUGACGGCCAGGUAUGAGUGCUACGAGGCCAGCCGUGUGCUCUUCUACGCUGACAGCAUCUCCACCUGCUGGUUCGUCCUUCUGUCGGGAUCAGUGCUGGUGAAGGAGCACAUGUAUCUGGCCCGGUGCUGUUUUGGGACACAGCGUGGAGGAAGACGAGGCUGUGAAUGCAUCACUCUAGAGCCGUCAGAGAUGAUUGUGGUGGAGAACGCCAGCGAAACCGACCACGCCGACUUACAGAGACACGGCUCGCAGAGACAGUCCCGCCGACGCUUCUGUAGGGUCAGCGCUGGCGGAGAGAGACAGAUGAUCGUGGACAGCCAGGACAACACUGACACGGUGAGUGCCUUUCUUCUGUUCCCGUACUAACGUCCCCACAAGUGUAGCAACACCAGUACAUCUG